GCUUUGGCUUAGCCAACAUGGCGGCGCAGGGAGAGCACAACAAUUAUUUCGUGAGAGAAAUUGAGAAAAACGACGGUUCUGUCUUAACAGUGAGUCAAUGUUACAUGGGGGACGUGGGUUGCGUGGUGUGGGAUGCAGCCAUCGUUCUUGCCAAAUAUUUAGAAACCCAACAAUUUUACGAUCCGACCUCGGGAGUGAAUUUAUGGGCUGGCCGAAGAGUGGUGGAGUUAGGAGCUGGGACUGGGGUCGUUGGUAUGAUGGCAGCGACCAUAGGUGCUGAUGUUAGUGUGACAGACUUGGAAGAUCUACAGACCCUCCUGAAAGUGAACAUUCAAGACAAUCAGACUCUCAUCAGUACCGGAUCCAUAACUGCCAAGGUACUGAAAUGGGGUGAAGAUGUAUCUGGUUUCCUUCCACCUCCACACUAUGUACUUAUGGCGGAUUGCAUUUAUUACGAGCAGUCAAUUACCCCGCUGGUGGAGACCUUGAAGCUGCUCAGUGGACCAGAGACCUGCAUCAUUUGUUGCUAUGAGCAACGCACUGAGGGCAUCAACCCAAAAGUGGAGAAGCAGUUUUUUAAGUUGCUGCAAGAGAGCUUCAACUGUGAAGAAAUCCCUCUGAGCAAACACGAUAGCGAGUUUAGGAGUCCAGACAUUCACAUCCUGCAUGUUAGGAAAAAAGUUUAAUCUUGUUAGAUAUUAUUUGUGUUAAUAAAUGAUUUCUUUGGUGGAAUACAUUCCUGGACACAGAGACAAAGAAUUGUUUACACUUGGGCUGGGUAACCAUGGAAAAAUAAUAAUCAUGAUUAUUUUGAUAGAUAUUGAAAUAAUGAUUAAUAAACAAAAUUUUAACUUUAAGAUGGUGGAACACUCAAAAAACACAAAAGUUGCCUAUAUUUGGGUACUGUGUUUAUGCAUUUACAGUAUAUGUCUGACACGAAUCCAUGUGUAAAUGUCAUGAGUUUGCAGUGGAGCAAAAGCAUUGCCUUGUUGUAACACCAGGGGGCAAUAGUUGCCAUAGAGAAAAUGUGGUUCAGUUGGAAUCUGAAAUAAAGCUGCAGUUUCAUUCUGAA
Molecule: messenger RNA, 1072 nt
Organism: Syngnathus acus (greater pipefish)
Lineage: Eukaryota; Metazoa; Chordata; Actinopteri; Syngnathiformes; Syngnathidae
Gene: vcpkmt
Product: valosin containing protein lysine (K) methyltransferase
Exons: 5
Coding region: 18-686 (222 amino acids)
Biological process (GO): peptidyl-lysine methylation
Cellular component (GO): cytoplasm; cytosol
Molecular function (GO): protein-lysine N-methyltransferase activity
Source: RefSeq, a predicted model, not a curated record